AAGAGAAAUCCAAAAAGAAAGCAGAGUGAGCUCUAGUAAAUUCAAGACAGUUGUUAGUGCUUUGGGUGAGGUGUGUUAAUCAAAAUCUCAAGCAAUUUAUUCCAACACGAAGAAUCUUACCUUCCCAUGUUUUUCCAAUGUCCUUGGAGCAAGGAAGUAUGGUCCAAAGUUGCUGCAGAUUUCUCUUCUGCUUCCAUUAGAUACGAGCAUUUCAUAGAUGACUUCUUAGACCUAUUUUUGGCCCUCAAGCAUGAAGAGCAGGAACUGUUGGCGGUUGCUUUAUGGAGCAUUUGGAAUAAUAGAAACCAAUGUGUUUUUAACCACUUGUGUCUCAGUCCAGAUAAAGCAACUAGAAUGAUCAAAGUGGGACUUACAGAGUUCAAAGAGGCUACCGAGUCCGAGCAGAGAAAGGCGAAAGGAUCUCUACAACAGCUGACUAAUAACUCCACCUGGCAGCUGCCACCUACAGGAAUCAUAAAGAUCAAUAAUGAUGCAGUUAUUCCAAAUGGUGGUGGUAUUGCUGGUUUGGGAGUUGUUAUUAGAGACAGCAAUGGUGACGUGCGCGGCUCAGGUCAGCGGGCAGUACUCUUCAAUGGCACAGCCCUCCAUGGAGAAAUCCUAGCUCUAAAUUUCGGUCCACAACUGGGUAAGGAGUUUGGAUACUGGAAUGGAGUCGUAGAUUCUGACUAUCUGCAAGCCAUUAAUUUUGGCCAAAUCCCUUGAGGAAUGUUAUCUAUAUUUUGGAGCUCUGCUUGAAGACCUAAAAGCUUCCACCGCUAAAUUUAAUACCUGC
Rubroshorea leprosula is the source of this 793-nucleotide messenger RNA. The record is from the annotation of a GenBank genome assembly. NCBI's taxonomy places the organism in Eukaryota, Viridiplantae, Streptophyta, Magnoliopsida, Malvales, Dipterocarpaceae.